Molecule: messenger RNA, 1940 nt
Organism: Etheostoma spectabile (orangethroat darter)
Lineage: Eukaryota; Metazoa; Chordata; Actinopteri; Perciformes; Percidae
Gene: tmem45a
Product: transmembrane protein 45a
Exons: 6
Coding region: 600-1433 (277 amino acids)
Source: RefSeq, a predicted model, not a curated record
AUUGUUGUAAAGUGAUAAACAAGUGAGUGAAUAAAACAAGUGAAGUGAUGGAGCAGCAGAGCUUCUGUCUGAAGAUAAUAAGGGAGGAAGUGUUCCAGCCAGUGUACGUGCCGGAGGUCUUGUCCCGGCCCAGCCCGGCCCGGCCCGGCCCGCCCCUGCCCGCCUGCCCUGCCCUGCCCCGGCUGGAUGGAAAGUAGCGGUUUCCUCCGAGCAGGGAGCCGAGAGGGAGCAGGCGGAGUGAAAGUGCACACGUGGACAGUGGACACCUGAGACUGACAUGGACGUCAGCCAAUGAUAGCACGGAAUGAUGACGCGAGCUCAACUCUGUCAUCCAAUGGGAUCGUUUGUCGGGGGGUAAAGCCCUAAACUGUUGCUGAGACUCGGGGAAAAAAUGGAAAAAAAGGUUGGGAAGCGGGUCUGGUCUGGAGGCAGCUGGGACCAGAUUCGGAUGUUCACCGAGGAGCACAGGACAUCUCUCUGCUUUGGAAACAUGAUUUGUUUGCUAAGAAAAUGAAGAUGCUUUGAUAUUUCUGUCUAAACAUACUUUUAUGUAAUAACUUUUCAUCUCCAGUGACGAACAUACUUGGGGGCUCGGAGUCAUGGGGAGCUUCAAGGGCCACGCGCUCCCUGGAUGCUUCUUUCUGGUAGCUGGGAUCUGGUGGACAGGGAAGCACUCGCUCUGGCACGCCACCCGCAGGAACAAGAACAUAGGCUCCACCCGGCUGGCCAGCAGAGCCUCACAGCGCCGCCUGGAGGUCGGCGAAAGCUCUGUCAUACUCUUCUGCUCUUUUGUUGGGAUGCUGGCGGAGCAGUUUGCAGCGGACGGGCCGAGACUACAGCUGUAUAACUUCGCAGAGAAACACUGGCAGUAUCUGAUGAACUGGCAGCACGCCACCAUGUACCUGUUCUUUGGCGUGGCCGCCACUGUCAAUCUGAUCGUACACACCACAGAGGUUGCUCCCCUGGCAAUGGAUAGGUUAAUGCUGGCUAUUGCUUUCUUUAAUGAAGGGUUUCUUUUCUUCUACCACCUCCAUGGCAGGAGUAUGCUGGACGUCCAUGUGCACCAGCUACUUCUCUUCGCCAUCUUUGGCGAGGCGGUUGUUGCCUUCCUUGAGGUCUUCCACCGAGGUAACAUCAUCCUGGAGCUGCUGCGCUGCACCCUCACUCUCCUGCAGGGGAGCUGGUUCUGGCAGAUUGGUUAUGUGCUGUACCCCCCCCACGGCCCUGAGUGGGACCUAAAUGAUCACAACAACAUGAUGUUCGUCACCAUGUGUUACUCCUGGCACCUCGCCUUCGCCAUGCUCGUCGUGAGCACGCUCUAUUGCACCGUCAGCUGUGUGGUUCGCUCCAGAUUGAGGAGGACUCCUCCAAUGGAAAUGGGACUUCUGAAGCUGAGAGACAGAGAUCCAGAGUCAGAAGAUGAGAUUCUGUGAAGAGGACUGUUGACUCAUGUGUAUCACACUUAAAUCAGGGAUAUGAUGUCUGCAGUACAAGCAGCAGUACGACCAGAAGCAAAGUGUGCAGACAGAAGAGGGAAGGACAAAGUUUCUGGAUGCUUUACUUUAGAAAUAUUUCUCUACCUCUGCCUUAUUUAAUCAGCUGUAAAGCCCUUUAUCCUUACUCUCGUUAUUUAAUGUUAGUUAUUUUACUGUGUCCUAAUACUUUUCAUAUACUCGGUCAUAUCAUUUUUGCCAAUUAUUAUUUUGCACAUACAAUAUAAGUGAACAUGAACUCAUGAGGGUAAGCUUUUUAUGGAUUGCAUGCUUUUCAUUUGACUUGCCAAAAACACACAUUGUUUUUUGGUGUUACGCCAUCUUGUGGCCUUUUUGUUUCAUAUUGUUGAAGCUCAAACCCAAAUGCCAAAAAAAUAAGAAUUUUAUUAAAAUUGUUUAAAUGUUUAGAUUUGGCUAUUUGAUGUUGUUACAGAUUAUAUUAUGGUU